Messenger RNA from Kogia breviceps (pygmy sperm whale), 3904 nucleotides. NCBI's taxonomy places the organism in Eukaryota, Metazoa, Chordata, Mammalia, Artiodactyla, Physeteridae. The record is from RefSeq and is a predicted model, not a curated record.
CGGCGUCUUCGUUGCGGCCCCGACGCCUGCGGCCGUUACUUCUGUGGGUGAAUGUCCCGGACAGCUCCCGGCGAGGAUUCUGCCUACUGAGGAUACUCAGGAAUGCUAACCUUUAACCAAGAUAUCUACUCCAGGACUUUGGGUGCCUACUCACCUCACCUUUCGUAGGAUACUGGGAGAGCCACUCACCAAAAGGGUUGAAGCUGAGGAGAGCCCUUUACUGGGAGUGCUGCAUCAAAGUGUGGAAAAGGGGCCCUUUCCAUUACAGUCACCAGGGAUCUUGGUAAAGUUGCAGGUGAUGAUGGAGGCUGGCAGCCUCCCCCUGGAGCUGUGGCGCAUGAUCUUAGGCUACCUGCCCCUUCCUGACCUGGGCCGUUGCAGCCUAGUGUGCAGGGCCUGGUAUGAACUGAUCCUCAGUCUUGAUAGGACUCGCUGGCGGCAGCUGUAUCUGGGCUACACCAAGUGCCGCCACCCCAACUGGCCCAACCAGCCUGAUGUGGAACCUGAGUCUUGGAGGGAGGCCUUCAAGCAGCAUUACCUUGCCUCCAAGAUGUGGACCAAGAAUGCCGCGAUCUUGGAGACCUCUGUGUGCUUUUCUUUAUUUCGCCGGAGGAGGACACGUCGUACCCUGAGUGUCGGGCCAGGCCAUGAGUUUCACAGCCUAGGCAGUGCCCUGGCCAUGUCCAGCCUAUUUGACCGAAUCCUGCUGUUCCCAGGUCUGCAUGAAGAGCAAGGUGAAAUUAUCUUGAAGGUGCCCGUGGAGAUCGUAGGCCACGGGAAGUUGGGCGAAGUGGCCCUGCUAGCCAGCAUUGACCAGCAGUGCUCAACCACACGCCUGUGCAACCUCGUCUUCAUGCCAGCCUGGUUCUCACCCUUCAUGUUUAAGACAACUUCAGGUCACGUCCAGUUUGACAACUGCAACUUUGAGAAUGGACACAUCCAGGUCCAUGGUCCGGGCACCUGCCAAGUGAAGUUUUGCACCUUCAAAAACACCCAUGUUUUUCUGCACAAUGUUCCCCUGUGUGUCCUGGAAAACUGUGAAUUUGUGGGCAGUGAAAACAACUCUGUGACUGUUGAGGGCCACCCAUCCUCAGAAAACAACUGGGCCUACACGCAUCUCUUAGGGCUUAUCAGGUCCUCUCCCAGCGUGCUCCCGACAGAGGACUCUGACUCUUUAAUGUCCUUGGACCUGGAAAGCAGGGACCAGGCCUGGAGCCCAAGAACCUGUGGCAUAGUCAUUGAGGGUAGCCAGAGCCCUACCAGCCCAGCAACUGGCUCCCCCAAGGCUGGCUCACAGGAGGCAGAGGUGGGCAGCGAUGGGGAAAGGGUGGCCCGGACCCCAGACAGCAGCGAUGGAGGCCUGAGUUCCAGCGGUGAGGAUGAGGAUGAGGACCAGCUCACGUACAGACUGUCCUACCAAGUGCAGGGCCCGCGGCCCGUCCUGGGGGGCUCCUUUUUGGGCCCACCACUGCCGGGAGCAUCCAUCCAGCUGCCCAGCUGCCUGGUGCUGAACUCACUACACCAGGAGCUGCAGAAGGACAGGGAGGCCAUGGCGCUGGCCAGCUCUGUGCAGGGCUGCCUCAUCCGCAAGUGCCUGUUCCGGGACGGGAAGGGAGGCGUCUUCGUUUGCUCUUAUGGCCGAGCCAAGAUGGAAGGAAACAUCUUCCGGAACCUGACUUAUGCGGUGCGAUGUAUACAUAACAGCAAGGUGCGAUGUAUACAUAAUAACAAGAUCAUCAUGCUCAGGAACCACAUUCACCACUGCAGAGCAUCAGGCAUCUUUCUUCGCUUGGAGGGCGGAGGCCUGAUCGCUGGCAACAACAUUUAUGACAACGCGGAGGCCGGUGUAGACAUCCGGAAAAAGUCCAACCCUCUCAUUCUGUGUAACCAGAUCCACCACGGCCUUCGCUCUGGCAUUGUUGUCCUUGGCAAUGGGAAAGGCAUCAUCCGGAAUAAUCAAAUCUUUUCAAACAAGGAGGCUGGCAUUUACAUCCUGUACCACGGAAAUCCUGUCGUGAGCCGGAACCACAUUUUCAAGGGCAGUGCAGCAGGCAUAGCUGUGAAUGAGAAUGGCAGAGGCCUCAUCACAGAAAAUGUCAUCCGAGAGAAUCAGUGGGGAGGUGUGGACAUCCGCCGAGGAGGGCUCCCCAUCCUCAGGAGCAACCUCAUCUGCUUUGGCUAUUCCGAUGGUGUUGUUGUCGGGGAUGAAGGCAAAGGCCUGCUAGAAGGAAACACCAUCUACGCUAAUAAGGGCUGUGGUGUGUGGAUGAUGUCGUCCAGCCUGCCCCACGUCACCAGCAACCACGUCAGCUACAAUGGCCUGUAUGGAGUGGCAGUGUUCAGCCAGAAGGAUGGCUCCGGGGAGUCCCCUGGAGGCCACGUGGCCCACGAGAACUUCGGCGAGGACGGGGACGCCACCUGGGAGACGGAGCUGGAGAAGGAUGAUGACCUGCUGCGCCGGCCCAUCACCGCAGCUCUGGUCGAGUCUAACACUGUUAAUCACAAUGGAGCUUCAGGAGUCUAUGUCCAGAGUAGCGAGGUGCUGCACGUCAUCACCAAUGUGAUCCAUGCUAACGGGGACAGAGGCAUCACUGUGGCCCAGAACAGCCAGCUCACCUGUGUGGCCAACAACAGCAUCUCCUGCAAUCACCAGAGUGGGGUCAAGGUCGAGGCCCAGUGCAAAGUGGAGUUCCGAGGCAAUGGUAUCUAUGACAACAGAGGCCAUGGCAUCAUCACCAAGGGUGACAGCACCGUCAUUGAAAACGACAUCAUUGGCAACUGGGGUAGCGGGCUGCAGCUGCUGCCCACGUCCGACACGAAGGUAAUAAAGAACCGGAUCCAUUCGUUCCGGGCCUACGGCAUUGCUGUGCAGGGCCAUGCCAAGGCUCUGCUGCAGGAGAACACCGUCUUCCAGGGCAAGACCAACAGGACCAUCUUUCAGCAGAUCUCAAACAACCAAGAAUGCAUCAUGCAGAACAACAAGUUCUUGGUCUUCAAGAAAAAGUCUGAUACGUGGCGCCUGGCGAACCCACCAGCACGGCCUCACCUUGAAAACUCUCUCCGAGGCCCCUCUGCUGCCCACAGUGGGCAGGAGGUGACAGCUAUGGCAACCAGGAUCACAGCCCAUGUGGAAGGUGGUUACCACAGCAAACGCAGCAUCCUCUGCACCAUCCUGUAAGAAUGGAGAGCCAUGGAGUGGGGCAGUUGGGGGCUGUCCUCAGACUCCGAGAAGGAGGCACAUACCCUGCUCUCAGGCUCGGGCCCUGCCCAGCCAAGCUGAGAGGUUGUGGCCUUUGGGAUGGAAGAAUUAGUGCUUGUGAAGGCUCCUGGUCUCCUAUCACCGCCCUGAAAAACAAGCUCCCAAGUCUUCUGGGGACUAAGAACAAGAGAGAGCUGGAUUCUGUCUUCCUUCCUCCACUGCCCCUGGCCCCCAGUACGAGUACCACACACCUCAGCUGCUCCCACUGCCUCAGAAGAACCUUGAAGAGCUGAGUUUGGGGGACUUUCCUGGUGGCACCGUGGUUAAGAAUACACCUGCCAAUGCAGGGGACACUGGUUCGAUCCCUGGUCUGGGAAGAUCCCACAUGCCGCGGAGCAGCUAAGCCUGUGUGCCACAACUACUGAGCCUGCACUCUAGAGCCCGCGAGCCACAACUACUGAGCCCACGUGCUGCAACUACAGAAGCCCGCACACUCUAGAGCCCGCAUGCCACAACUACUGAGCCUGUGUGCUGCAACUACUGAAGCCUGCACACCUAGAGCCUGUGCUCCGCAACAAGAGAAGCCACCGCAAUGAGAAGUCCACGCACUGCAAUGAAGAGCAGGCCCCUCUCGCUGCAGCUAGAGAAAGCCUGCACACAGCAACGAAGACCCAACGCAGCCAAAAAAUAAAUUUAAAAAAUAAU